AUGCCUGAUAAUACAGUCCGUUCGUUUGAUCUUGAACUCAUGGACUGUGCCGUAUGCUGUGAACCUCUACGCCCUCCCAUUAUUCAGUGUCAGAAUGGACAUGCAACAUGCAACUCCUGCUCUGUAAAGAUGGGUAAAUGUCAUGCUUGCACUUUGCCAAUCGGACCGAUGCGCUGUCGGAUAAUGGAAGCAGUCGUGGAGUCUUUAACGGUUUACUGCCAGAACAGAGCAUAUGGUUGCCAAGAAAGCUUCAAUUACGACGAGAAGACAGAUCACGAGAAAUACUGCUCUUUUAUAGAGUGUUCAUGCCCGAUUCCAGAGUGCAAUGUGAAGGGCUCGUCUGAAACCAUUUAUGCUCACUGCAAAGAGUUGCAUAAAGAUAUUCUCACACUAUUUAACUUUGGACGUAAAUUUUCAGUUUCUGUGGACAUGCAUGAUAGGGGUUUGCUUCUCCAAGAAGAACAAUCAGACGUUGUGUUUGUUCUGAACAACACGAAGUGCUCUUAUGGGAAUAUUAUAACAGUGUUUUGUCUCGGGCCAUUGUCAAACCGAAGCUGCCCUUAUGACAUCGAGAUAAUGUGA
Molecule: messenger RNA, 582 nt
Organism: Mercurialis annua (annual mercury)
Lineage: Eukaryota; Viridiplantae; Streptophyta; Magnoliopsida; Malpighiales; Euphorbiaceae
Product: E3 ubiquitin-protein ligase SINA-like 10
Exons: 2
Coding region: 1-582 (193 amino acids)
Molecular function (GO): zinc ion binding
Source: RefSeq, a predicted model, not a curated record